Acanthamoeba castellanii str. Neff is the source of this 456-nucleotide messenger RNA. RefSeq lists its product as uncharacterized. NCBI's taxonomy places the organism in Eukaryota, Discosea, Longamoebia, Acanthamoebidae. The transcript has 2 exons. The record is from RefSeq and is a predicted model, not a curated record. Bases 1 to 456 code for a protein of 151 amino acids.
AUGAGCGGGAGCUUCAUAAUCCUGCGGUUCGCCCAGCGGCUCUCGCUCGCCUACCACCUCCCCCUCCCCAUCAAGGACGGUUACGCCCAGUCCAUCAAGCACGCAAUCUCCUACCCGCUCACCAACGCGCUCAGUCACUCCCACCAAAACGCCCAGCUCCACUGUCACGCCCAGCUCCACCUCCACCCCCAGCCCUUCUCACUCCUCGACCCCCAGCAAAUCUGUGACCCCCUCGCGCUCCAAAGCGCCCACGCGAACGCCCACGAAGUCGGUCACGCCUUCGGUCUCUAUCUCGUCCAGCCCUUCGCCGACCGCCUCGGUGACCGCCACCCCAUCGAGGACUGCCACGCCCACCCCCUCUCCCAGCUCCACGCCACUCUGGUCGAGCUCGCCUUCCCGUACCUCUCGACCUUGAAGAAGACUCAACUGUGUCCGGCGUACACAAAAAGUAAAUAA